CAUACGUAGACAUGAAAUCCUGGAACCGGAAAUAAACACAGCUGGCUGUAGGCUACACUAAGUUAACAUAAAAAUAUGAAAUAUCGUGCUACUUUUUAUUACCUUUAGAUCGCAAUACCAGUAUAUCUCUGCCCGAGACUAGCAAAUUAAAUUAAUGACUGACUAUAGCUAAGUUAUUAGAAGUUUGUGGACACAACCUCCAGCCUGAAGUUUUGAUGUUUAAGAAAGUUGAUGAUUCGAUCAGGAUGCAUCAGGAGGAUGAAGAUUACACCAAUCCACCAGAGGAGUUUAUAGGACUGUCUGAUUUCACGAGCUGCGGCAGCGACCAGGGGAUCUGACCUCAACCCCUCCUUCGCCUAAUCCACAGAUGUCUAUCCGCUUCCCUUAUAGCAGUCCUGUGACCUCCUCCCAUCCACCCAACACAGUCCAAAGCCAUCUUUCUUUCCACAGAGAACCAUUAACCUCUGACAAAAAAACUGAGUUUCAGAGCUGGAGACAGGUUACUGGUCCACACCAAGACGUCAGCUGACUGGUGGUGGGCGGAGUUAGGAGGCCUCUGUGGCUACGUUCCAUCUAGUUACCUGAAACAAGAUGUGGAGGACAGUUACCUAAAACAAGGUGUGGAGGAGGACACCUCAGAGGAAACCUCAGAGGACCCCUGGCAGGAUGAAGAGUACUUUGGCAGCUAUGGAACACUGGUUUGGCUUCUUGUCUCUCUCUCUUCCUAAUUAACAAUACAUUCAUUUCUACACAUGCAUCCAAAAUGGCAUUCUUUUAAAUAUAUAUCUUACUACUUUUGACCAGGGCCCAGAUGUGUCCCAAAUGGCACCCUAUUCCCUAUAGUGCACUAUAUAGGGAAACGGGUGCCAUUUGGGAGGUGACCUAUGCAACAUGUGUUAAUAUUGUUGUCUGCGUUUCUGCUGACCCAGAGGCUUCAACUGGAGAUGCUGAGUGACCGAGCGAGGACGGAGACGUACCGCCAGGUGAUUCUGACCAACAGCGCCCCCCUUAGGGGCAAGGUGGUUAUGGACCUGGGCUGUGGCACCGGAGUCAUCAGCCUCUUCUGUGCCCGCCUGGCCCAGCCCAAAGCUGUGUAUGCAGUGGAGGCCAGCUCCAUAGCAGAACACACUGAGACCCUGGUGAGGCAGAACGGCUGUGAGGAGGUUGUGACAGUCUUCCAGGGUCGGGCUGAGGAGCUGGAGCUACCAGGCACAGUAGACAUCCUGAUCUCAGAGUGGAUGGGCAACUGUCUGCUGUUUGAGUUCAUGGUAGAGUCAGUGUUGCAGGCGCGGGACCGCUGGCUGAGAGAGGGGGGGAUGAUGUGGCCCUCUGGGGCCUCUCUCUGCCUGGUCCCCUGUCAGGCCCUGGACUACUACACAGAGAGGAUGGGCUUCUGGGAGCAGCCCUACGGACUGGACUUCACUGCCCUCCAAUCCCUGGCCCAGUCAGAGUUCUUCUCCAGGCCCAGGUUCAGCCACCUCCUCCAGCCUGAAGACUGCCUGGCCACCCCCUGUGAUGUCAUCACUCUGGACAUGCUCACGCUGCAUGUUACAGAUCUAGAGAAGCUGAGGGGCCAGUUUACCUUCAUCGUGGAAAAGGCCGGGACGUUCCACGGGUUCACUUCCUGGUUCAGAGUUCAGUUCCAGAGCCUGGAGAGAGACAAAACCACAUUGGAGUUAGACACUGGGCCCUACUCUGAGCCAACCCACUGGAAGCAGACUCUGUUCAUGCUGGACGGGCCGAUCUCGCUGCUCGGUGGAGAGACGGUGUCUGGAAUCAUCCUUCUACACCGGAACCCCGUCUGGAGACGUCACAUGACUGUUACCAUCCAAUGGAGAAUCAGCAGCACAGAGGAAACAGGAAACUGCAUGGCAAGUAUCCUCUAUCUUUUAGGGGUGAAUUGUAAUUACCACUACCUCAAAUGUUCACUUAUACCCAUUUCAGACAGAAGAUGUGGUAUGUUACCUGUAAAGAAUGACCCCCUUUCAAACAGCCCCUUAUUUACCACUUAUUUGCAGGUUUACCCCUUUUAUACAUAUUAGUGAGUAACUGGAAAAUUGGGUGGAGUGGGGGGUGUUGUUAAACCAUGGGGCCUGUUUGUUUACCUCAACUUUUCACUUAGUUUCCCAUUGACAGUAAUGCAUGACUAAGUGAAAAUUCAACUUAUCGUACCAGUCAAAAGUUUGGAAACAUCUACUCAUUCAAGGGUUUUUAAUUUUUUUUUUUUACUAUUUUCUAAAUUUUAUAAUAAUAGUGAGACAUCAAAACUAUGAAAUAACAC
Oncorhynchus mykiss (rainbow trout) is the source of this 2281-nucleotide messenger RNA. The record is from RefSeq and is a predicted model, not a curated record. NCBI's taxonomy places the organism in Eukaryota, Metazoa, Chordata, Actinopteri, Salmoniformes, Salmonidae.